CCUCCGAAUCAUCCAGGAGAAACGUGGACGCGAUUCGUUUGCAUCUCUGACACGCAUUCCAAGACCAAAUGGACCUGGAGCAUCCCAGAUGGCGAUGUUCUCAUUCAUGCAGGGGACCUCUGCCGCGACGGCAACCUGUAUGAUCUCAAGCUUACUAUGGCGUGGUUAAGGAGACUACCUCAUCCACAUAAAGUGAUUAUCGCUGGAAAUCACGAUUUAUGUUUGGACAGCACUUGGGCGAAAUCGCGGCGCCAUCGAGGUGCCACAGGUAUAUCGCUAGCCCAAGCACAGUUGACAGUAACAGACGAAGCCGCCACUGAAGCCGGCAUACACUACCUAGAACAUGAAGCAGUCUCAAUCACUACCUCACAGGAUAAGACAUGGAAGUUCUACGGCUCGCCAGCAGCCCCGCGCUACGCAUCUGGUGCCUUCCAGUACCGAACUGCGACAGAAGCAGACCAAAUAUAUAGUCGCAUCCCAUCGGAUACUGAGAUCCUUCUCACCCACACACCGCCCUACGGCAUCCAGGACGAAACGCUCAAAGGUGUCCACGCCGGAUGUCCCCACCUCCGGGCCAAGAUGGACGCACUUUCAAGCUGCCGGUUGCAUGUUUUCGGACACAUUCACGAAGGGCAUGGGGUCGAUAUUAACAGGAUAGGA
Molecule: messenger RNA, 660 nt
Organism: Stereum hirsutum FP-91666 SS1
Lineage: Eukaryota; Fungi; Basidiomycota; Agaricomycetes; Russulales; Stereaceae
Product: Metallo-dependent phosphatase
Exons: 6
Molecular function (GO): hydrolase activity
Source: RefSeq, a predicted model, not a curated record